AUGGCUUCGACGCGCCAUCCGCCUCCGCUACGUAUAUACCAGGACCCUCCAGGCGCUUCACCACCAAAACCAACACAGCAACCAUCUCAGCCAGCCCAGAGCCACGGCGCAUCAAGACACAAGUCACAGCGUAAACAGCUGCAGCCGUCGCCUAUGCCCCUUCAGCCACUUGGGAACUCGGCCAGGAACAACCGCGAUCUCGUCUUGAACCCUCCCUCCUUGGACCCCUUCAGCAGUCAGUCUCCUAUCAAGCACCAGCGUCGCACGAGCGCCCACAUCGCGCACAACAAUAAGCUUGAAUACAUGCCCAUCUCCGCUCCGAAACCUGCCAGGUUUCCCACGGACUCGCCUGCUAAGAAGCUGCUGGACCAUGAACAGCACCCUCGGCACUCCUUGCCGCCUCCACCGUCACGCCUGCCACUGUUUACGACAUUCCCCAGUGCUCCUACCAAGCUGCCUGGGCCCACAGCCAGGCAGCACCAGCACCAGGAAAACUUCACCUCUCUACCCCCUCCACGUUUCUCUUCUUCUUCCUCUUCCUCUUCUGCCACUACUUCUUCUGCCUCGGGGAUGCGUGCUCCAGCCAAACGUCGACUCACCGUCGGCAGUGAUUCCCAGCGGGAGAUGCCUUCAUCAAAGAAAAUCAGGCGCGAGGAGCGCGAGAAAUCGGCACCCGUACCCACACGGCUGCCUGAACCGCAUGAGAUGCCUCCCGUGGAAGACGACGGUUCCAAGCCUCCGUACAGCUAUGCGAUUCUUAUAGGAAUGGCCAUUCUUCGAGCUACCAACCGCCGUCUUACCCUGGCUCAGAUCUACAAGUGGAUAUCAGACAAUUUCGCCUUCUAUCGUGCCGGAGACUUUGGAUGGCAGAACAGCAUCCGCCAUAACCUCAGUCUUCACAAGGCUUUUAUCAAGCAAGAACGUCCAAAGGAUGAUCCCGGCAAGGGCCACUACUGGAUCAUCGAACCCGGUAUGGAAGGCCAAUUCCUCAAAGAUAAGCCGUUUCGUAAAGGCCCUAUCAUGUCAACCAUUCCAGUCACUCAACAUCAACCCGCUCCGCUAAGCACGCCAAAGCAAGAGUUACCCCAAUCGAGCAAUCCAGCCGAGCAGGAGGCCCCUGCCCUUCCAUCAAAUGCCCAGGACCUCUCUUCUGAUGCCACUCUACCUGCCUCUGACCCUGCUCUUCAAGAAGACGACGUGAGUGACGAGCAGCCGGCACAGUCACUAGCUCAGACAGAGCAACAUUUCUCCUCACCGCUCCAGGCAAUGCGCUCAUCCCCACCAGUAGCUCCACGCAUCUUCCGCCGUCAGGCCACCCCUCCAACACCCUCCCGGCCCACUUCGGCCUCAGCCGGUGUUCCGCGUUUAAAGAGGCGCAAGCCUUCAAACAUGAAUGACAGCGGUUAUUAUUCCUCCCUCGAGUCGUCAGCUAUGCGACCUCGCGUUGCUGCUGGGCAUACUUUGACUUCGGAUCUAGAUAUUGAACCCCCACGCAUCAAACGAGGCCGUGCUGAAGAGGAGAUUGCUCGCAUCCGAAGCUCCUCACACGACAUCAGUCCCAUGCGCCUAGGGUCUCUUCGAGAUUCAGCACAAGCAGCCAUUGGCUCGUCGCCACUCAGAAAUGAAUAUAUUUCCAUCCAUGCUGCCCCUUUGACUCCGGCUGUCAAAUUCAAAAAGCCAGCCAAACCACCACCCUUUCUCUCACCCAACACCAAUCUCCAGAAUCACCGCCGCAAGAUCCAGCAGAUGGUCAACUCUCCAAUCAAGCGCCUUGGCUUGGGAGAGGACCUGCAGCAGCCAUGGAGCCCAGCAUUCAAUAUCCAUGAUGAAGUGUAUACCCCUAAUGACCACCUUCGCCUACCCUUUGAUCCAUUCUCAGACAACUACUUGGCCAACACGGGCACACCCACUUUUGGUUCGCCAGCAAAACGUUCCGUCAAGGGCGAUAGUCUUGGAACCGGCGUCCUUAACGAUAUCACCGCCCUCAGCGCCAACACACGCCUAAAAACACCAAUCGACAAGGCCAAGGCGUACAGGUUCCAAGAGUCUCCUUGCAAGCGCCUUGACUCGGGUCGCUACAAUGACGCGUCCAACGAUGAGUUAUUCUCCUUCAAUCUCUUCAGCGAGGAUUGUGCUGGCGAGGUUGAUGGUGUGGACCUUUUGCAGGGUUUUGAGAAAAUUGGACAGCAACCUUCAAAAGAAGAACGUUCUCCCAAGCAGUUUGUUGGGAAAGGCCCACGCUCUAGUCAUGGAUCCAAGGGUGGUAUUCGGUUUUAA
This is a messenger RNA of Microsporum canis CBS 113480, 2277 nucleotides long. RefSeq names its product forkhead box protein. Gene Ontology annotation, biological process: regulation of transcription by RNA polymerase II. The record is from RefSeq and is a predicted model, not a curated record. Bases 1 to 2277 code for a protein of 758 amino acids. Lineage: Eukaryota; Fungi; Ascomycota; Eurotiomycetes; Onygenales; Arthrodermataceae. The transcript has 2 exons. Gene Ontology annotation, molecular function: DNA-binding transcription factor activity, RNA polymerase II-specific; RNA polymerase II cis-regulatory region sequence-specific DNA binding.